Hyaloscypha bicolor E is the source of this 1221-nucleotide messenger RNA. RefSeq lists its product as uncharacterized. Lineage: Eukaryota; Fungi; Ascomycota; Leotiomycetes; Helotiales; Hyaloscyphaceae. The record is from RefSeq and is a predicted model, not a curated record. The coding region runs from base 1 to 1221 and encodes 406 amino acids. The transcript has 2 exons.
AUGUCCAACUGGAACAAUAAAUAUGGAACAGGGGGCAGAUCCCCCACUACCUCGAGUAACGCAGACGGUUUUACUGGUUUCAAAGACCUGGGACCACGAGAUACAGCUCGACAUAUCCACAGGUUUGACAACAUAAAUCUCUCGCCAACACCAGGACCUACUGAAACAAGUCCACUGGAAUCAUGGAUCAAUGAAUAUGACAGUGGGAAAGCUGCGAGCGGCCGCGGUACUCCAUCCGUUACAUCUGCCUAUUCACGAUUGACUUUCGUAGCAGCCGUGGCUCCGCCGACUUCGGGAACGGCAAGUCCAUCGAAAUCACCUGGAUAUGAUCUACCAGUUUCGGCAAUAAACCAGACGAUCUCUCCGAAGGCUUCUCAACAAGAUAUUGCAAGUCCAUCUUCGUACAAGCAACCGAGAUAUAGGCCGCUGCUUUCAAGAUUCAAAACACCUCCAGGACCCACUUCACCCAAUCCAUCAACAAAUGUGGGUGCCGAUCCAAGCUCAAACUCGGCGUCCUACAUCUCUGAUAGAGAUAACCUAAAGUCUUCAAACUUCACAGGCCCUAUGCGAUCUGAACCUGCUCCACCUCGUACAGCUUUCACCAAUGCCGUCGACCCAGGGCCAACUAACUCGGAUGCGUUCCCUGGCUAUUCAACUAGAGUAUUCAAAAAUCUAACAUUAAGGCCAAUUCCACAACUCAAAUUCCCGAGCCAACCUCCCUCGCUCCCAGUCAACUCUUGGGACUCAGCAUCGUUGACGCGGUACUGGACCCAAGACCUAGUCCGGACCGCCAUCUUGCGAAUCAUGGGUGAGCUCAACCUCGAUUUCUACGAAGACAACUACAGAUUCUUUGACUUCGACGGCAGUCCACAGGUAGUUGAGAAGUUAUGGCAAGAAACCAUGCUAGUUUAUACACAGUUUAUCAACUCGUACGUAUACGGUUUGGAUAUAUUGACACUUAUCGCGAUGCAUGAGAGCGCCUUGAAUGGCGGUCCGCUGGCAAACAUCAAUGCCGUGUUGGCGGACAUGAUUUGCUUCUUCGCGGCUGGAAAAAUUGGUAUGGAGAAGAGAGCUGAGGAUAUGGCGCAGGCUCUUAUAUCUGGAGUUUGUUUUGUCAGCCGUAGGUGUGCUGAGAAUGGAUUGGAGUAUCCUGGUGGGAUUGGGAGAACCGAGGAUAGAGUCAUGCAGGCUUGCAUUCAGGGGACUUUCCGGAGUGGUUGA